This is a messenger RNA of Olea europaea var. sylvestris, 795 nucleotides long. RefSeq lists its product as uncharacterized. The record is from RefSeq and is a predicted model, not a curated record. Bases 1 to 795 code for a protein of 264 amino acids. NCBI's taxonomy places the organism in Eukaryota, Viridiplantae, Streptophyta, Magnoliopsida, Lamiales, Oleaceae. The transcript has 3 exons.
AUGAGAACAGUGGUGGCCAUAAAUGGUCUAGAGAAAAUGCUGGUAGACAACGGGAGUUCAAUCAACAUCAUAUAUAGAGCUACUUUUGACAAAAUGGAGGUUGACCAUGAGCUAACCCCAAUUACCUCACCCCUAUACGAAUUCACGAGUGAUAACAUCAUUUCACGAGUUAAAAUCACUAUAGCAAUGGAGAUAGGGAUGGCACCUUUGACGGCCCACCACUUCAUGGAAUUUCUAGUAGUAGAUUAUCGCUCCGCUUACUAUGGGGUAUUUGGAAGGCCCAAUCUGAAAGAAUUAUGGGUAGUUACUUCUAUCUACAACCUAUGUAUAAAGUUCCCAACAAAGAAUGGUAUCGCUACGAUCAGGGGCGACCAAAGAAAUGCUAGGAAAUGUUAUUCAAAUUCCAUACGAAAGGUUGAAUCAAGGAGUAUGAAUGUUAUAUUAAUGGACAUUGACGAGAUUGAAGACCUUAAACAAGGGUACGACGCCUCUAAAGAAGAGGCUACAGCUCCAGUCAAAGAGCUGGAAAGCUUAUAUUUGAUCCUCAAGAUCCACCAAAAUCCUUAUAUGGUGGGAAUCGAUCUGAAUGUCAGUUGUCACCAUUUGAAUAUUAAUCCUAAGGCCAAUUCUCACAAGCAAAAGAAGAGAGCCCUAAAUCCUAAAACGAUCAAAUUCCAAUAUAUUUUGCAGAUAAAGAACAUACAUAUUUUAUUAUUGACCAAGCUUAUAUUGUUACAAAGUGAUACCCUUCAGGUUGAAAAAUGCCCAGGCCAUCUAUCGAAACUCGGUCAAUAA